Megalobrama amblycephala (Wuchang bream) is the source of this 822-nucleotide messenger RNA. Its product is annotated as titin-like. Bases 53 to 763 code for a protein of 236 amino acids. The record is from RefSeq and is a predicted model, not a curated record. The transcript is spliced from 2 exons. Lineage: Eukaryota; Metazoa; Chordata; Actinopteri; Cypriniformes; Xenocyprididae.
GAAAAAUGAACGUUUUUCUACAGCAUAAGAAAAUGAAAAUUCAAAUUUACAAAUGCAGAUGAGUGACGAUAUGGACAAUGUUCAUUCACACUUACCAGAGUUGGAAAUGGAAUUCACAGUCCCAUUGAAGGACGUUACUGUGCAUGAAAAGAAACAGGCAAAGUUUGAGUGCACAAUCAAUAAGGAUGUGCCUAAAGUGAUUUGGUUAAAGGGUUCUGAUAUUGUUACACAAGGAAAUAAGUAUGAAAUCAUUGAUGACGGAAAGAAACACAUACUUAUUAUUAAUAACUGUGGCUUUGAGGAUGAGGGAGAAUACAGUAUUGAGGUCUUGGGCAAAUCAUCAAAAGCAAAACUGAUGGUAGAGGGUAUGAGGCUGAGCUUCACCUCAACAUUAAAGGACCUAACUGUGAAGGAAGGUAAAACAGCUGUAUUUGAGCUUGAGCUUUCUCAUGAGAAUGUCCCCGUGACAUGGUACAAAAAUGAAAUAAAAGUACAUCCGAGCAGAACCGUGUUCACCAGCGUGGUGGGAAGGAGGCAUACACUAGAAAUUAAGGAAGUAUCACUAGAUGAUACUUGCCUAAUAAAAGCAGAGGCUAAAGGAAUAUCCACAAUGGCUAAGCUGCUGGUAAUAGGUAAUUUUACCUUUAUUUUACCCUUACAUUUAUUUGGUCAACUAAUCUUGUUUUUUCCCCCUCAUUUCCCCACCAUCAUCUUUGCACCACAACAAAACCUUUUGUGUAGAGUAUCACUCAUUGUAUUUUAGUUUCUGAAUAUUAUUAACAAAGCAACCUGUUUUUACAGAGGGUGAUGCAUAUUUCACUU